UGCGACAUCUAUCGGUGGCUAGCAACCUAGUGAACCAACUCGAAUCGCCUUAGCUACACAUUUCUCAUUCACCGUGAAAGUUGACACCAAUCGCGCCUUUGAUGACAAACCAUCUCCACCUAAUUUGAUCGCAUGGUGUGCUCCAUCAGUAUCUACCAGAAAUAACGCAUCCACCACGAGCGUUUUUUCAUUACUUUGAAUCAAUCGGAAUGCACAUCUGCCAUUCACCGUGAAGCUGACACCAGAGUCCACAAGUGCCGUCUCACACGUGUUUGCGGCGAGAAGCCACCAUCUCAUCAGCUAAGCCUACUUUCAUCGCGUAGUUUGGCACAUCGCUAUCUACAAGAAAUCGCUCGGUUACCAGCGACAUCUUCCAGUGCCCAGCGGAGAUCGUGAAUACCACCAACUAAUUCUUUGCUACAUAUAUCGGAGAAUUUCACCGCACGAGACCGGGUAACUCCACCCAACAAAAUAAUGGCUCCCAGAAAUCCUGAAAUCCAUAGCUGUCUAAUUUGCGACCGUUUUCAUCCGUUACGUUUUUGCCGACAGUUCCUCGAAAUGGACAUAGGGGCUCGUCGACGAGCAGUCCGCGAACAUGGCUACUGUUUUAAUUGUCUCGCCAGAUCUCAUCGCACGUACGAGUGUACCUCCGACGAUGUGUGCAAAAUAUGCCGACAGGAACACCACUCCCUCCUGCAUCUUUACCCGAUGAUGCGAAUUAGCCGAGACGAGUUGGAACGAUCCCGGGCUAGGCAAAGAGUGGAACGAGCACCAGUAAAUGAUGCUCAUGCUCAUAAUCGACAGAGACACCGAGAUGAAGACCCCAAUAGACUGGAAGCGAGACGACAAUUUGAUGAAGAGAGGCGUAGAGCGAGAAGACUUAUCGUCCGAGCACCGAUGGGCAGAAACAAUGUCGAAGGUCUCAGAUCAUCUGUACCUCGGUACAUGAUUCAAUUGGCCAUAAGAACCCUAAAACGAGUGACCGAAGCUCUGGACAACUGAAUAAUUGGCCUUUCUGCCCAAGGCGGGGAGCAUGUUGAAUGGACUGACCUUCCAGCCACAUCGUUUGUUGUUGAAUAGACUUAUCCCAACAAUUUUGAAUUUAUAUUAAGAUCUCAAUGAAGUAUUUGAACUAUGAUUAAUCGUAAGAAACCGUUAAUGAGUAAUAGAUUAGUAUGUUCCAAUGUAAUGGAUUAAAAGAUAGAUUGGAAUUGAUUAAAUAAGAAACCGGUACUAGUAAUGAUGAGUGGCAACACUUCUUUGGAAUAUGGAGGUAGCCUGCGAGCUACGAGCCGAGUUUCCUUCUUCUUUGGUUAGCAACCGUCAUCGACUAGACAUCUCACAAGAAAAUAAA
This is a messenger RNA of Stomoxys calcitrans (stable fly), 1354 nucleotides long. RefSeq lists its product as uncharacterized. The transcript is spliced from 2 exons. The record is from RefSeq and is a predicted model, not a curated record. NCBI's taxonomy places the organism in Eukaryota, Metazoa, Arthropoda, Insecta, Diptera, Muscidae. Bases 475 to 1002 code for a protein of 175 amino acids.